AAACAGGCUGUUUGUUUACCUUCUAAUAGACAGGCUGUUUAACUGUAAACAGGCUGUUUAACUGUAAAUAGGCUGUUUAACUGUAAAUAGGCUGUUUGUUUACUUUCUAAUAGACAGGCUGUUUAACUGUAAACAGGCUGUUUGUUUACCUUCUAAUAGACAGGCUGUUUAACUGUAAACAGGCUGUUUGUUUACCUUCUAAUAGACAGGCUGUUUAACUGUAAACAGGCUGUUUAACUGUAAAUAGGCUGUUUAACUGUAAAUAGGCUGUUUGUUUACUUUCUAAUAGACAGGCUGUUUAACUGUAAACAGGCUGUUUGUUUACCUUCUAAUAGACAGGCUGUUUAACUGUAAACAGGCUGUUUGUUUACCUUCUAAUAGACAGGCUGUUUAACUGUAAACAGGCUGUUUAACUGUAAAUAGGCUGUUUAACUGUAAAUAGGCUGUUUGUUUACUUUCUAAUAGACAGGCUGUUUAACUGUAAACAGGCUGUUUGUUUACCUUCUAAUAGACAGGCUGUUUAACUGUAAAUAGGCUGUUUGUUUACUUUCUAAUAGACAGGCUGUUUAACUGUAAACAGGCUGUUUAACUGUAAAUAGGCUGUUUGUUUACUUUCUAAAAGACAGGCUGUUUAACUGUAAACAGGCAGUCUAUUAGAAAGUAAACCAACAGCCUGUUUUUUUUUUUACUGUUCUUCACCUUUUUCUAUGACAACUUGAAAAGAUUCAGUUCAGUGUUACUAUGGGACAUUUUAUGAGUUUAGCUUUCUUUCAGGCAGCAGAUCUUUGCCCAUUGCUGUAUGCAGCUGGAGCUGCAGCUAUUGCCACAGGAGUUUUUUAUUAUUAUAUUAGGAAUCGUGGUUCUGACCCAGCGGAUCCAGCAUUUUAUGCACUGAUCCAUGAUGUUGUCCCCAAUGCCACACCAGAACAGUUUAAUUCUUUUAUUAAUGCUGUGCCCUCGUAUCCGGGGUCUUAUUUCUAUGGCAUGGACUUUACCCGUGUUAGCAGGGAACAGUAUGCUGUGAUGAUCACACAGUAUGUAUUGCAGCACAGGAGGACAGAUCUGAUCAGGGUUCUGCUGCAGAUAACUAUGGAGUGUGAGAGUCAAAGCUACCGUCAGCACAGGUUGUGGCUUCCACGUCAUAUUCACAAAUCUGAUUUUCCCAAGUCUAUUGCUUGUGUGCUGCCAGUGGUGCGCAGCCGUCAGUGUGAGAUACUGAAGGUGUUUUUACAGUAUGGCAUGCUGGAGCACUUCCCAAACCCCGCCUCUAUCAUCACCUGGAUCCUGUUCACCCCCAUCCCCAAUGACACACCUUUUGAUACCAUCAUCAUCUGUGCACAGGAGUGUAUGGUGCUAUGUCUGCGUGUGAUCACAUACAUCAAUAUCACUCACAUACAGCGGUUCAUUCGCAGAAACCACACCCCCCUUCUUCUGGAUUGGAGGUCUCGUAUCCCAGCAUGCCGAUAUCGCGAACCGUGUGAACUUGUACACUUGUGCCGAGUGGCUUUGAGGAAGAGACUGCUGAUCACUGGAGGACUUCCAGAUGCCAUCAGGGACCUCCCUUUAGAAAGACGUCUCCAAGACUACCUCAAUCUGGAGUAUUGACACACCCUCUACACCACUGGGGGGACAACUUGAAUAAACAAGUCAUUAAAAUGCCCUAAGCCUUAAAUAAUAGCUAUUUAAUUCUGUGUUUAAUUGCUACACACUCAGAAGGGAUGUGAACAUCAGAGAGAGAAAUGGUUUGCAUGUUUUGUAAAACCUUAUUUUUACAGGUCUAGGCCAAAGGUCAUCAUCAAUCAUAAUUAUCUUGACAGUUGUAGGCCAAAGAUAAAUAAUGUUUUUGUGUGUUCUCUAAUGUAACCAUUAGGUUAUAUUAUUAGCCCAUUACAUAGGCACUAAUGCACCCCAUACCAUCAGAGAUAUAAGCUUUUGAACUGAGUGCUGAUAAAAAGCCGGAUGGUCCGUCUCCUCUUUAGUCCUCUUUAGUUUAGAGGACGUGGCGUCCAUGGUUUCCAAAAAGAAUUUCAAAUUUCGAUUUGUCUGUACUAUAGAACAA
Molecule: messenger RNA, 2059 nt
Organism: Ictalurus furcatus (blue catfish)
Lineage: Eukaryota; Metazoa; Chordata; Actinopteri; Siluriformes; Ictaluridae
Product: ankyrin repeat and SOCS box protein 17-like
Exons: 4
Coding region: 742-1605 (287 amino acids)
Biological process (GO): intracellular signal transduction
Source: RefSeq, a predicted model, not a curated record